CCGAGCAUCUGAUUACAGAACGACGCUCUGCACGCAGCGGGUCUUCUUAGGUACUCCGGCAAAGGGGGCUCGAAGGUGAAUGAAGGAGCGUCAAGGAACAGCGGAAAACACCGAGUUCAAGGUUAAUCGUAAACCGCGGACUUUGUUCGGCCGAUUUUGCUUCCUCAUGAAUAUUUAACAAGUAACGGUUCUCCCAGCCGUAGUAGUCACUUCUCUAUCCUGUCGCUUCUAUAAAAGGCUCCUCGUCCAGUAUACAGAAGAGCAACGUGGGUGAACCGAGAAGACAUCGAGUCCGGGCUCCGAGUCUCGAGGAUUUUGUACUAAAGCAAAAUGUCAGUAAUCGUGACAGCUUCCCUAACUUUUCUCAUGCUGCCUUUGAUGUGCCAGUCAUCUGAAAGUGCAAAGUGGUGUUACAACUCACAGAGCAAAGACUGUGGUGCUUCUAAAUGGAAAGACAUAGAGCCCACCUGUGGAGGCAUUAAACAAUCACCAAUCAACAUUGUGCGAACAAAAGCACAACGGAAUAACAGUCUGGAGGCAUUUCAAUUUAUCGGCUAUGACACUGCUCCCUCCGGGAAAUGGAUAAUUGUAAAUAAUGGUCAUGCACUUCAAGUAAACCUUCAAGGAGAAAUCAGCAUAAAUGGUGGUGGACUACCAGCCCGGUACAAUGCACUACAGUUCCAUUUUCAUUGGGGUGGAGAGAGCAGCAAUGGGUCAGAACACACCAUUGAUGGAAAACAAUAUCCAAUGGAGCUUCACAUUGUCCACAUGAAUUCUAAAUAUGAUGCUGUACAUGAUGCAAAAAAACAUGAAACUGGCUUAGCAGUACUAGGAUUUAUGUACAAGAUAGAUGAUAAAAACAACACCAACUACUCCACCAUCACUUCAGCUCUGCGAAAUGUUUCAUAUAAAGCUAACCAGGUGGAAUUAGCCUCCACAUUUCGACUAGACAGCCUUCUUCCUCCAUUAGAAACUUUAACCAGAUACUACCGCUACUAUGGAUCUCUCACCACACCUGACUGUUCAGAAGCUGUAAUCUGGACGGUUUUUGAAGAACCAAUAUCUAUUAGUAAGAAGCAGUAUGCUUCAUUUGUGAACUCAAUAUUUUUUUCCUCUGCCACGGAACACCCAGUCAAUAUGCAAGAAAAUUUUCGGCCUGUCCAGGAACUAAACAAGAGGCAAGUCUUUGCAUCCAAGGAUGCGACUGAUAGUAGCUGCAGUGCUCCGUCUGUCAGUCUGCUCUUGACCAUUCUGUCAGUAUUGGCAAUCAGGCUUGUUUGAAACAAAAAGGAAAUAGAAAAUGAAGAAGGACAGAAGGAGUGGAUAUCUGCUUAUUUGCUAACAAUAUUGGUAGUAACAAUUGAUGUUUUAUAUGUUUAAAAACUUUAAGGAACCAACAAUGCCAUGCUGUUAAAAAAAAAAAAA
Molecule: messenger RNA, 1425 nt
Organism: Polypterus senegalus (gray bichir)
Lineage: Eukaryota; Metazoa; Chordata; Cladistia; Polypteriformes; Polypteridae
Gene: car15
Product: carbonic anhydrase 15
Exons: 8
Coding region: 331-1281 (316 amino acids)
Cellular component (GO): plasma membrane
Molecular function (GO): carbonate dehydratase activity; zinc ion binding
Source: RefSeq, a predicted model, not a curated record